Molecule: messenger RNA, 1877 nt
Organism: Echinops telfairi (small Madagascar hedgehog)
Lineage: Eukaryota; Metazoa; Chordata; Mammalia; Afrosoricida; Tenrecidae
Gene: CSTF1
Product: cleavage stimulation factor subunit 1
Exons: 6
Coding region: 225-1520 (431 amino acids)
Biological process (GO): mRNA 3'-end processing
Cellular component (GO): mRNA cleavage stimulating factor complex
Molecular function (GO): protein binding; RNA binding
Source: RefSeq, a predicted model, not a curated record
GGUCACUGUGGGUCAGAAUCAGCAACAUCGCAGUGAGUUAUAGAACUACAGUAACCUGCUCAGCUGCUGGAAACUGGUCCCUGGACUCUGUCCACAGCCGGCAGUGUCAGUUUUGUUCUUGGGACAAACGGAACCUCCUUGGGGAGCAAGCAGUCCAGGGCCAAACUCGCAGCAGACACAUCAUUUGGGCAGACUCCAGGGAAUUGUCGCUGUCAUCCUCCAAGAUGUACCGCACCAAAGUGGGCCUGAAGGACCGCCAGCAGCUCUACAAACUGAUCAUCAGCCAGCUGCUCUACGACGGCUACAUCAGCAUCGCCAAUGGCCUCAUCAACGAGAUCAAGCCCCAGUCCGUGUGUGCGCCCUCGGAGCAGCUGCUGCACCUCAUCAAACUAGGAAUGGAGAACGAUGACACCGCGGUGCAGUACGCAAUCGGCCGCUCUGACACGGUGGCCCCCGGCACAGGGAUUGACCUGGAGUUUGACGCAGACGUGCAGACCAUGUCCCCAGAGGCGUCAGAGUAUGAGACUUGCUAUGUCACCUCCCAUAAAGGGCCCUGCCGGGUUGCCACCUACAGCAGAGACGGGCAGCUAAUAGCAACCGGCUCUGCCGAUGCUUCCAUCAAGAUCCUGGACACGGAGCGGAUGCUGGCCAAGAGCGCCAUGCCCAUCGAGGUCAUGAUGAACGAGACGGCCCAGCAGAACAUGGAAAACCACCCCGUGAUCCGCACCCUCUACGACCAUGUGGACGAGGUCACAUGCCUCGCCUUCCACCCAACGGAACAGAUCCUGGCCUCAGGGUCGAGGGAUUACACGCUGAAGUUAUUUGAUUAUUCCAAGCCAUCUGCAAAGAGAGCCUUCAAGUACAUUCAGGAGGCGGAAAUGCUGCGCUCCAUCUCCUUUCACCCCUCCGGGGACUUUAUUCUCGUGGGGACUCAGCACCCGACCUUACGUCUGUACGACAUCAACACGUUCCAGUGUUUCGUCUCCUGUAACCCCCAAGACCAGCACACCGACGCCAUCUGCUCCGUGAGCUACAACCCGAGUGCCAACAUGUACGUUACAGGCAGCAAGGACGGCUGCAUCAAGUUGUGGGAUGGCGUGUCGAACCGCUGCAUCACCACCUUCGAAAAGGCACACGAUGGCGCCGAAGUGUGUUCUGCCAUUUUUUCCAAAAAUUCCAAGUACAUCCUCUCCAGCGGCAAGGACUCUGUGGCCAAACUCUGGGAGAUAUCGACGGGACGCACGCUGGUGAGAUACACAGGUGCCGGUCUGAGUGGGCGGCAGGUGCACAGGACGCAGGCCGUCUUCAACCACACCGAGGACUACGUGCUGCUGCCCGACGAGAGGACCAUCAGCCUGUGCUGCUGGGACUCUCGCACGGCUGAGCGCCGGAACCUGCUGUCCCUGGGCCACAACAACAUCGUGCGCUGCAUCGUGCACUCGCCCACCAACCCCGGCUUCAUGACUUGCAGCGACGACUUCCGCGCCCGCUUCUGGUACCGCCGCUCUACCACCGACUGAGCCAAAGCUGCCGCCGCUGCCACUGAAUCCAUAGCCUUCUCAGACUGGACAACAGGACCUCUGUUUACCUUGAUGGGAAUCCUAGUGGAAAAGGCUGGAGAUGCAAGUCUGCCGGGGCCGCCUUCACCACCUCCCCAUGUGCUGGGCCCCAGUCGGCUUGUAGGGAGAGGACCCGCUGCUGCCCCUGACUCUAGCGUUUGAAGGAGGACGGCAUCCUGAAGGGCUGUGGCGCCCUGGGGAGGAGGGCUGCCUGGUCCAGCUCUGGAAAUCUCCAGCUCGGGCCACAGUCAACCCACGCCAGAGACCAUCUCGUUUCCAUCCUGCCAAUCGAUCUGUUAAUAAAACUCAGACCUGCAA